UUGGCCAACAUCCUCCAUGGCUACGCCGUCUCGGACGUGGAGACGGGCUACUGUCAGGGGCUCAGUUUCAUCGCCGGCAUGCUCCUCAUGCACGUGAGCUCAGGAAGUGUGCAUAGUGUUCAAGUCUUAAAUAUGACCAAGGACGAGGAGUCGGCCUAUGAACUGUUGUGUCAGAUGAUGUUUGUCUACAGCUAUAGAGACGUGUACUCCAGGGACCUCUCCGUACUACAGAUACGACUGUACCAGUUGUCUCGUCUCCUCCAUGACGUCCUGCCCACCCUCCACAGUCACCUUGGAAUGCACGAGAUUACUCCGUUCUACUACGCAGCGCCGUGGUUUCUCACCCUCUUCUCCUCCCAGUUCCCCAUCGCCUUCGUCGCCAGAGUCAUGGAUCUCUUCUUUCUUGAUGGACCUGACAUUGUGUUCAAGGUGGCGGUGGCUCUGCUGCGAUACUACGAGUCCCACAUCCUCCGCUGCACCACAAUGGAGUCAAUCUCCGAGUUCCUCAAAGAGAGCAUGCCUCAACUGGUCCUCAACCACGUGACCACCAUUCUAGAAGAUGCCCACCGCAUGGACCUGGAGUCGAAACUCCAGAACUUUGAGACGGAGUACUUUGUUCUCGAAGAACUAACGACCAGUUUCAGCGUGGAGCCGGAUGCGCAGGACCUCGGCUCUCUAAAUGAGAGCUACAGAAAUCACAAUAAGGAGUUGAUAGAGCAGCUGGCACUCUGCCGAGGGAUGAUUGGUAAUCUUCAGAGCGACGUGGCAUCUCUCAAGGAGACUGUGAGAGAACAGCAGAAGAAGAUCAAUAGACUAGAGGCCGCACAAGGCUUGCCGACAGCCCUCUCUUCUCCUGAGACCAGGAGCCCACCAUUGGAGACCAAAAGCCUACCACUGACGACCAAGAUUACGCCACUGGGGACCAAUAGCUUACCACUCUUGACAACUGCCAACAGUCUACAACUGGAGACCAACAGUCCACCAUUACAGGCCAACAAUCUACAACUGGAGACCAACAGUCCACCAUUACAGGCCAACAGUCUACAACUGGAGACCGACAGUCCACCAUUACAGGCCAACAGUCUACAACUGAAGACCAACAGUCCACCAUUACAGGCCAACAGUCUACAACUGGAGACCAACAGUCCACCAUUACAGGCCAACAGUCUACAACUGGAGACCGACAGUCCACAACUGGAGACCGACAGUCCACCAUUACAGGCCAACAGUCUACAACUGGAGACCAACAGUCCACCAUUACAGGCCAACAGCCUAUCACUGGAGACCAACAGUCCACCAUUACAGGCCAACAGCCUACCACCCCAGCCAGGUCCAGAGAGCGAUGGUGAAGAGAGCAGCGAGCUCCCACUACCAACUCCAGUAGCAGACAACACCACCCCACCUACCACCUUACCCAUUCAGAUGGAUCGACCCUCUCAAGAUCACUAAUUAGCACGUGCCUCACUAGCUAGUACUUUGUGUUUUUGAACUGUGCCUGCACUGCACCACUGCCUUUGUGUUUUUGCAACAGACCUACACAUUGACCCAACACAUUGUUUAUUCCCUUUUCUGUUUGUUUGCCACUUUUCGUUAGCACCGCAGACCUUUGUGUACGAGUUC
Molecule: messenger RNA, 1620 nt
Organism: Geodia barretti
Lineage: Eukaryota; Metazoa; Porifera; Demospongiae; Tetractinellida; Geodiidae
Source: the annotation of a GenBank genome assembly